This is a messenger RNA of Trichoderma asperellum CBS 433.97, 1215 nucleotides long. RefSeq lists its product as uncharacterized. The record is from RefSeq and is a predicted model, not a curated record. NCBI's taxonomy places the organism in Eukaryota, Fungi, Ascomycota, Sordariomycetes, Hypocreales, Hypocreaceae. Gene Ontology annotation, cellular component: division septum. Gene Ontology annotation, biological process: division septum assembly.
AUGGCUACUACGCCAGCUAGCGUACGGGUCUCCGGCCCUCCAAACAGGAGCUUCCUGGUGGGAUACCCGGGCAUCUCUGCGACGCUGCCGCGAAUCGAGGGCAAGGUCGAGAUUCGGCCGGGCCAGGGCUUCUCCAUGCCUGUGCCGGUAUCCCUGGUGCGAAUAUGCCUCCAGAAACGCGAAACCAUACACCCCGAUGCCGAUAGUCUAACCAAGCGACAUCUUGGUGCACCCCGAAAAGAGACAACAGACGUAGUUGGCAAGGAGGUGUUGCUAUUCAGAUGCUCGUCAGGCAAGGAUGCCGAAAAUGUUUACUCCAUGGACCUGCCCUUUAUUAUCUUCAUACCCUUUGGAAGAGGCGGGGAGGAGACAAAUCGGAGAAUACCACCGGCAUCCUUACAGCUACCCAGCAGAAUCGCUGAAACAUACUAUGAAUUAGUCGUGACGGUGCAACAAGGCCACAGCAAUCAAUACCGAUACAGCUUCCCAUUGCCCCUACUACGAUACGAUACACUGUCAACUUUUGGAAUGUACAACAAACCCGAAACAAGGCAGAUUACCAGCGAUAACCUCGUUCACCUCGCAAUCAACCUGCCACGCUGGAGCUACGGCCCCAACGACCCCAUAACCGUAUACAUCAAAAUCGCUCCCAACCUUGACUGGUGGAAUAAGGCCAAGAAGGUGACCAUAGACAAGAUCACGCUAGGCAUAGAAGAGGAGAUUACCUUUAAUCCAGAAGGAGACGAGCCGACGAAGAAGGUCAAUAAGCUGGCGAAACAGGUCCAGGUAGUCAAGACAAAAUUGCCAGAAGCAGGAUACGCGACCAACAUUGGCUUGGUUUUCCCCGCGAAGGACCUGAGAGACUCUGAGGGCAUUAUCAAGAGGGGUAGGCCGGCCUUUCCCCAGUAUGAGGUUGCCUCCUUCACCACAUCAUCAACACUAUACAAGAUUGAAUUUUACCUCAGCAUCAAGGUGCAAGUAAGUGGUGCUAGAGACCUCCACAUACGGCAACCAAUCGUCAUCUGCCCCCUCGAUCAACAAGGCUGCAAGGAGGAAAUGGACGCUAUCGAAAUCGCGGCUAGAGAAGCCUCACACGUCGAUCCGAACAAUCCCAUGGUACCAGCUCGUUCCAUCGUCCUGGCUAACGAUCGAGAUGCGUUGCGAGCCUUGGGCUUGUGUACAGUUGGAGGGCAGAAGAAGCCUUUCAUUGAGUGA